Paramecium octaurelia is the source of this 217-nucleotide messenger RNA. Lineage: Eukaryota; Ciliophora; Oligohymenophorea; Peniculida; Parameciidae. The record is from the annotation of a GenBank genome assembly.
AUGGGAUCAAGUUACUUAUUUGGUUUGGCUUUGUAUACUUUAAGAAUUCCUGAGAGGUUCAUGCCAGGCAAAUUUGAUAUUUUAGUAAUUAUCAAUUUAAUUUUAGGGUCAUAGUCAUUAAUGGUGGCAUUGUUUUGUUUUUUUAGGAGUAUUUUUCCAUUAUUUUGGUUCUAUUUACAACAUGGGAGAUAGAAAAUUUACAUUUUGUCUAAUUUGA